ACAGCCCGACCCCCGGGGGCGACACUCAGGGGCUCCCCGGGAGCACUGGGCAGCCGCUUCGAGCGGGACUCCCUGUACCGCAGCUCCCUGACGCAGAGGAACCCCACCGGCAGGUCGGCCCCCGCCCGCCUCGGCUUCUCGAAACCCGUGAUGACCCACCGGCCCUAGAGGGGUGGAGCAGGACAGAGCCACGCCCCUGCCUCCCUCCGUGCGUCCCAUCCCUCCACCUGGCCUGCGUUUUCCUCACCCACUGUCCAGCAGAGAACCAAGACCCCCGUCCUAGGGGAGCCCUGUCGGUGGCCGCUGUCCCCUGUGCUCUCUGCGCUCCCCGGCUGCCCGCUUCUCUCAGGGGAUGCUGGUGGAUGCCGCGAAGCACAGGGCCUCCGUCCACACCCUCAGUUCACCCUCCGCCCUCUUCCCGCUGCUUUCCCGCCAGGCCGCCUCGUCCCGUGCCGAGCAUGCAGGUGCCGCCGGCCGUGCUCCUCUGCCUGCUGCUGGGCCUGGCGCUGGGGGCAGCCGCCAGCCGGGGACCCCCGCGCUCCAUGGAGAUCCACGCCCCCGACAUCGACGUCGCCUGGUACAGGGGCCGGGGGAUCCGGCCCGUGGGACGCUUCGGCCGCAGGAGAGACGCCCCGGGCCGCAGCCCCCCGCUGGCACCGCAGAGAAGAUGGGUCACCCCUGGCCUGGAGCGGGGGCAGCACGGCCCCCUAGGGUGCUGA
Sorex araneus (European shrew) is the source of this 719-nucleotide messenger RNA. It is a transcript of the gene PRLH, whose product is annotated as prolactin releasing hormone. NCBI's taxonomy places the organism in Eukaryota, Metazoa, Chordata, Mammalia, Eulipotyphla, Soricidae. Bases 363 to 719 code for a protein of 118 amino acids. Gene Ontology annotation, biological process: response to peptide hormone; G protein-coupled receptor signaling pathway; feeding behavior. Gene Ontology annotation, molecular function: prolactin-releasing peptide receptor binding; neuropeptide hormone activity. The record is from RefSeq and is a predicted model, not a curated record. The transcript has 5 exons.